AGCCUUCGCCAUGGCGGUGCCUGGGCUGCAGAACCUGGGCAAUACGUGCUUCUUCAACGCCAUCCUGCAGGCGCUAGCGUCGCUCCCGAGUGUGCACGAAUUUCUCGAAGAGAUCGACCGACGUGCACGCGUCGAACGUCGUCGCAUCGCGUUCACCGGCGCACUACGCGACUGUCUGGAGGCUCUGGCGCCUCGUGACACGCCGGUUGUAGUGGCUCCCCGCAUUUUGAACGCGGAACUGACCAGCAAAUUGCGCGCUUUCCGCGGUAACAAGCAGCAGGACGCUCAGGAGCUCCUGCAGUUCCUCUUUAAGCUCGUAGGGGGUGAACAACGCCGCUGUGGAGUACAGGACCGCGGCCUCGUGGACUUGAAUCCCCGAGAUGAUGUGCCCACAUCCGACUCUAUCAGCGACCUACGACUCACUCAGGCUGUAAACGAACGCAGCUGGAACCCACUGCAAGGCCUUCAGGUCAAUUUACUGCAGUGCGCAAGGUGCCGUCGCUUCCGUCCGCUCAAUAAUCAGCCAUUCCUGGACGUAUCAUUGUCGAUUGUGGCUCCGGGGGACAAGAAGGUCUCACGUCUGAUGGAUGCACUAAAGCUGUACACAGAGGCGGAGGUUAUAAAAGACGUCGAGUGCAGCUACUGCAGUGUGGUGGACGAACUGGAAGUUACAAGGAAGGAGUAUACACAGACUAUCAAGGGACAGAGGAAGAACAAGUUGGGCAUGAGCGACAGAGACGUCGUGGAGCAGGAGCUCGCGCAGCAUGAACUCAAGGGCUGGAUCCACACACUCGAGCAGCUGGCCAACUCGUCCACGAGCUUCGACUUGGAGCAACUCGAGCGCCCGAUCCCUCGCAGCCGUGGCGACUGCUUCAAGCGGCUGCAGUUUUCUCGCAGUCCGGACGUCUUUUGUUUCCACUUGAAUCGGAAAGUUUACAUGAGGACUGGGGGAGCAGUCAAGCUCGAGACGUAUGUCGAGUUCCCUUUGGAGCUCGAUAUGGACGACUAUUGCCAGUACAAGACCAGUGCUGGCGCAGAGUCAAAAGGAAGCAACGGAUCGACUUCCAUACGGCGACCUCGAGCAUCGAUUUCCUCUUUUGUUGGUGAAACCCUAAAGCAGCAGUAUCUUCUAUAUGACUUGACUGCCGUCAUCCUCCAUCACGGUAAUGAGCGCUGUGGCCACUUCACGGCUUAUCGUCGCGCCAGUCCCUCGCAGUGGUUCUUCGUGUCGGAUGACAAUGUACGCGAAGCCUCAGUGGCCGAAGUUCUCAAAAGCUGUGCGUACAUGCUUUUCUACGAACGCAAAUAUCGCACCAAGCGGACAACACGCAGCUCCGAGACGGAAGAGACGACCGAUGACGAUGACAGUCUGCCGGAUGUCCCGUUCGAGCCUCACGUGCUGCUACCAAAUGGUCGUUUCUGA
Molecule: messenger RNA, 1423 nt
Organism: Phytophthora infestans T30-4
Lineage: Eukaryota; Oomycota; Peronosporomycetes; Peronosporales; Peronosporaceae
Product: ubiquitin-specific protease, putative
Exons: 1
Coding region: 11-1423 (470 amino acids)
Biological process (GO): protein deubiquitination
Cellular component (GO): cytosol; nucleus
Molecular function (GO): cysteine-type deubiquitinase activity; cysteine-type endopeptidase activity
Source: RefSeq, a predicted model, not a curated record